GGUUGGACGUUCAGAAGUGACAGAAUGCCUGUGGAGAAACCUACAACUCAGGUGCGCGGCGGAAACACGCUUGUACACAGCUAAAGUUAAGAAGUCUCAGUGAAGGUCUACCGGAGCUGCUUCAUUCAAUCUGGCAGCUGUUUACUUUAAGGCUUUCAAUGAAAGGCUGAAGUAAGCUGGACCUAAGGGAUAUGCUGGUGAAUGUGUAAAUCAAGAUUUACAGAGGGGUCUCUCCAUUGACCCUACAGUCACCUCCUCAAAGUGACCCCUAAAGAAUCUCAAAAGCUGAUACCAGGAGCCAUUGAGUGGCGGAGUGAAGUCCCACUGAGCAAUUAUCGGGAGCACAACUAUGUGUGUCCCUGAGGAUGUCCUUUCACACUGGUUGAUGGCACCAUGUCUUCACUCGUCUACAUUGUUCUUGAGCUCCUGAUUGCAGUUUUGGCUGUGGCGGGGAACGUUCUGGUGUGCUGGGCCGUCUGCCUUAAUAGUAACCUCCAGAGCAUCACCAACUUCUUCGUGGUGUCACUGGCCGUGGCGGACAUUGCUGUAGGUCUCCUGGCCAUUCCGUUCGCCGUCACCAUCAGCACGGGCUUCUGCAGCCAUUUUCAUGGGUGCCUCUUCAUUGCUUGCUUCGUGCUGGUCCUCACACAGAGCUCCAUCUUCAGUUUGUUGGCCAUCGCCGUGGAUCGGUACAUCGCCAUCAAGAUCCCAUUGAGGUACAACAGCCUCGUCACAGGCCAAAGAGCCAAAGGCAUCAUUGCGGUAUGCUGGAUACUUUCAGUGGUCAUCGGCUUGACCCCCAUGUUAGGCUGGAACAGACGGGUCUUCAUGGGAACCAACAGUACUUGUCCUCAAGGUAUGACAGAGUGCCUGUUCGAGAAGGUGGUCACCAUGGAUUACAUGGUUUACUUCAACUUUUUCGGUUGCGUCUUGAUGCCGCUUAUUGUCAUGCUCGCCAUCUAUGCAUGGAUCUUCAUGGCUGCCCGUCGCCAGCUCAGACAGAUGGAGCAGAAACUUGUACACUUGCAAGGCUACGCCCACAGGGAGGGAUCCUCCUCCCGGUCCAUGCUGCAAAGAGAAGUACACGCAGCCAAAUCACUGGCAAUCAUCGUGGGCCUCUUUGCUGUUUGUUGGCUCCCUUUGCACAUCAUUAACUGCUUCACACUAUUCUGCCCACUGUGUGAUCGACCUCAGGCCUGGGUCAUGUACCUGGCCAUAAUCCUUUCACAUGCUAAUUCAGCAGUUAACCCGUUUAUAUACGCCUACCGAAUACGUGACUUCAGACACACCUUCCGAAGGAUCAUCCGACAGCACUUCCUGUGGCAUGAAAACAGACUGUCAAUUGGUAACAGAAACAGAGGCAUGGGUGCUUCUUCUGCUCCGAUUAGCGUGAUUGAGACUUCUUGUACAGUGUCCAAUGGCUAUGUAUUGGAUGCCAAUCCCAUUCCUGGCAUGGUUUCCUGUGACAAAUUUACAAAGCAAAUGGCAUCAAAAACCAGGCCUCAAACGGAAUUCCAAGACUUGGGAUACAGUUUAAAUGGAACUUUGGAAAAUUCCUUUCCCACCAGUUCAACACAGGUUUUCUCAUUACAUACCAGGGAGGAAGUUCCCUCCAUCAGGGACCAUGUAGAAAUCAUGACUGUAAAAGACUGCAGUGCUAUUACUAAUGUACAUGUCAGAUGUCUGUUACCCAUAAGGACAAGCAACUCAUCCGAUCUUGCAGAAGUGUCAUGACACACACUUCCAUUAUGCUACAGGAGUUAUUCCUCUGAAAAUACCCGAACGACGCUUGUUUCAUUCUUCAUGAGUAAUCCCUGAUCUGAAUUGUUGUGCUAGUGAGGGUGACUUCACUUACAGUACUAUCAAGGGUUAGGAAAGAUAAAACUAUGUGAGAAUCACAUAACUUGUGUGGGAACCCGCACCAUACAAAUUCCAGGAAUUCCUACUUGUCUUUGCAGUCAGACACUCCUGAUGGUGUUUCCAGAUUUUCAGAUUUCAUGAAGAACUUGUUCGCUGACAUUGUAGAGUGUUUUCAAAAUGUAUAUGUUUCCAAUGAGCUUUAUUAAAAGAGCAUUGUUUCCUGGUCAAAGAUUUGUACUACAAGAUUUGAGAAUU
This is a messenger RNA of Carassius carassius (crucian carp), 2115 nucleotides long. Its product is annotated as adenosine receptor A2b-like. The coding region runs from base 394 to 1734 and encodes 446 amino acids. The record is from RefSeq and is a predicted model, not a curated record. The transcript is spliced from 4 exons. Gene Ontology annotation, biological process: G protein-coupled adenosine receptor signaling pathway; adenylate cyclase-activating G protein-coupled receptor signaling pathway. Gene Ontology annotation, cellular component: membrane. Lineage: Eukaryota; Metazoa; Chordata; Actinopteri; Cypriniformes; Cyprinidae. Gene Ontology annotation, molecular function: G protein-coupled adenosine receptor activity.